CAGAAAAACAGAGAAGAAGAGUAAACUGAAACGUAUGAGGAAGGGAAGCUCCGUAAACUUAUAUGGUUUCAGGGUUCAAAUAAAGACAUGCACUAAAGGCGGACCCACAAUGGAGAGUCCUGAGCUGGGCUUUACUCUGGCCUAUGUCGUGUUCUCGCUCUGCUUUGUGUUUCCGCCUAAUGAGUUCCGUUCCGCCGGUUUAACCAUCCAGAACCUUUUUUCUUCGUGGCUUGGCAGCGAGGAUGUGGGCUUCGUCCAGUAUCACGUCAGGAGAACCAGCGUCACUGUGCUGGUCCACUCUGCACUGCCCAUAGGUUACUACAUGGGGAUGUGUUUUGCUGCUCCAGAGAAGGACCUGGGAUACAUUCACCAUGUCACUCAUGGCUGGAGAGUGUUCCUGCUCUUCUCUAUUUGCCUCCAGUUGUUCAGCUGGAUGGUUGUCAUCUACUGGUCCCGCUGUCACUGGGGCAACCAUCCAAUCUGCACCGCCUUGCAGGCACACAUUCAGCCUCCUCACUCCAACUGGGGCUCUGUGGCAGCCAGUGUCAAUGAUGAGUUCAGACGUAUAGAUAAGUUUGCUACAGGGGCACCUGGAGCCAGAGUUAUUGUUACAGACAGCUGGGUGCUGAAGGUCACAACCUAUCACAUCUACAUGACCUUACAGAGUGAAUGUCAUGUCACCGUAACAGAUUCCAGGCACAACCAACUGAAUCCGAACUCGGCCUCUCCUGCACAGAUCUUGACCUUAAGAGUGAACAGCAUCAACCCGGCUGUCAGGCCCUUUGAUAUCAGACUCAAUUCCACUGAGUACGCUGAGCUGAGGGAGAAGCUCCAUGCUCCCAUCAGAAACUUGGCCAAUGUUGUGAUCCACCAGACAAUAAGUGAGCUGUUUCUGGAAACAUUCAGAUCUCAGGUGGAACUCAAUCAGCCCUAUACACUUUCUAGUGAACAGGAGCUUGAGGCCUGUAUUGGCUGCAUGCAAGUUCCUGCCAGUACCAAGCUGGUCAGACUUUGUCAACCAGAAGGGGCUGACAAUGAGUUGGACUGCCAGCAGUGUUUUUGCAGACCUAUGUGGUGCCUGUCCUGUCUGGGCCGGUGGUUCGCUAGCCGCCAAGACCAGCAAAGACCUGAGACGUGGUUGUCAAGCAGAGUCCCCUGCCCCACAUGCAGAGCCAAAUUCUGUGUCCUGGACAUCUGUAUGGUCCGAUGAGGAGAUGCAUAUUUUCCUCAUCAUUUCCAGCAAAGCUCUGGAAGAGCAAUUGACAAACUGCUGUUUAUUCUAUGGUUUCAGCACUGAGCCCUCAUACAGUAAUGUUAUAAUACUGAUCACCUCUUUGAGUCUCAGUUUGUGUAAAGUAAGUGAUUUAUGUAAUGUUCUGAAAAAGUUUCUCAUGAUAUAAUGAUCAUGAAUAAAAGUGAUCCAUGUUUACACUUUUAAUAAACAGAAAAAGCGACACAAUCCAGCACAUUAUGAUGUAAACACCAGGAUGGAAUAGAUAAAAAUAAAAAAGAAAUAGAAAACCAAA
Messenger RNA from Betta splendens (Siamese fighting fish), 1526 nucleotides. It is a transcript of the gene tmem129, whose product is annotated as transmembrane protein 129, E3 ubiquitin protein ligase. The record is from RefSeq and is a predicted model, not a curated record. Gene Ontology annotation, molecular function: ubiquitin protein ligase activity. Gene Ontology annotation, biological process: protein ubiquitination. Gene Ontology annotation, cellular component: endoplasmic reticulum; membrane. The transcript has 7 exons. Lineage: Eukaryota; Metazoa; Chordata; Actinopteri; Anabantiformes; Osphronemidae. The coding region runs from base 35 to 1210 and encodes 391 amino acids.